UUAUGUUUGGCGACAUGCACACUGACUGAGCACAAUUGGUUUCUGAGUUGCAGAUGGUGGCCGUGUGCUGAACUGCGUUCAAGUGCUCUCGAUGCAAAAGAUACUUGAGCUGAGUGCCACGAGAUACCUGUCCCUAUAAAUGCGUCCAGCAUGUGCUUGCUUUCAUGGAUAUAUGGAGCGUCACACCAAGUCAACUGGGCAGAGUUUGCUGCUGCAUGGUCCAUGGUAAAACUUCAACACCUCAGUCACAGAGUCUUAGCAGGAAAAGGAGGAAAGCUUAGCCCAAAGGUGAUCACCGUGAUUGCUUUUAUUUGGUGGCAAGCAGCAGCCAGCAGUGCUUGGCAAUGCCGCGCGAGAUCAUCACAUUGCAGGUGGGGCAAUGUGGCAAUCAGAUUGGCGCAGAGUUCUGGAAACUCUUGUGUGCAGAGCAUGGAAUCAGCCAGCGAGGCAUUCUCGAAGACUUUGCUACUGCGGGAGAUGAUCGGAAGGAUGUGUUUUUCUACCAAGCUGACGAUGAGCACUACAUUCCUAGAGCGUUGCUCCUGGACAUGGAACCUAGAGUGAUCAACGUUAUUCAAACCUCUGAAUAUGCAGAGUUGUACAACCCUGAGAACGUGUUUAUCUCCAAAGAUGGUGGAGGUGCUGGCAACAACUGGGCCAAAGGCUACAGCAUGGCCGAAAAGGUCCAAGAGGAGGUCUUUGACAUGGUGGACCGGGAGGCUGAUGGCAGUGAUAGUUUAGAAGGUUUUGUCCUCAUCCACUCUAUUGCUGGUGGAACUGGAAGUGGCAUGGGAUCCUUUUUGCUUGAAGCAAUCAAUGACCGGUAUCCGAAGAAGUUGGUCCAGACACUCGGCAAGACGUGCUAA
This is a messenger RNA of Durusdinium trenchii, 866 nucleotides long. The record is from the annotation of a GenBank genome assembly. Lineage: Eukaryota; Dinophyceae; Suessiales; Symbiodiniaceae.